ACUCAGAAUUCAGUACGUUAAAGGCAUUAACGCGAUACGGACCGCGUCUACGUUAUUUUAUUAUCGGCGUUGUACCCGCUAUCAAUAUUCGAAUUGUUUACGAUAUGAUUAUACCUUCAGUGAGUAGCAUAUCUGUUAACAGUGCUUGUGUUUAUUAAAUACGUGUUAUUUGUCGACGUUGCAGUUUGUGACUUUACAAAUAAGUUUCGUUUGUUUACGCGAAAUUAUUUCGAAUAACAUUUUGUCUUGUCAUAUGAGGAUAUAGUUAGUUAACUGCAACGGCAUGUAAAAUAGGGAGCGGUAACAAUUACCGAGUGAAGUGCAUGUUUUACGGCCGAGUGGUUGCCAGGCCUCAGUGUCUCCUGUGUUGAAUUCGAAACGUUACAAUUGGGCUCUCGAUCAGAGUAACUGAUGGAAAAUUGUGCAGUUGGGGUAUGUGAAAGGGUACGACAUGCGGGCCAGCGUGGAUGCGACUAACGUACUAGGACACCGGCAAAACGGCGGCAACAGAGUCUCCAGCGGUCCUUGCACCACAGACGGGCGGUGCAGACAGCGCGAGCGGCGGCUCCGGCGGCUCGGGGAUGGAGUGCCUCCAGCUGCGCUCCCCUCCGCACCCCUCCUUCCACUACCUCAUCUCGGAGCAGGCUAAGUCCCUCGUCGCGCUUCAGGAACUCCAGAAUGAGGUCGGCGCUCUGCUUGAGUUCCGCGACCUCGUCAUCGAGACAUUCCCAAAUUUGCGCUCGAAGAUGGCCCCCUCGACGCCGGCGGUCGCCCGGCGCGACUGGGAGCCCGGAGUGCGCGUGCGGCGCAAGCUCGCCGGCGGCGGCGGCGACGCGGCGCGCGCCAAGCCGCAGCCCUCCGUGCAGGACUCCGGCUUCAGCACCGAGACCUCCUGCGGGAAGGACGCGCACUCGUCCGCCUCCGCCUCGGCGCCCGCGUCCCGCCCGCGCCCGCUCGAGGACGAGCUGUGGGCGCUGCUCGACGUCAUCCAGCGUAAGGGCGGGCGGCUGCGCGACGAGGCGGAGCUGCUGCGCGGCGAGCUAGACGAGCGGCAGGCCGAGACGGCCGAGGAGUCGUUCGCGCGGCAGCUGUCUGCGGGCUGCGCGGCCUGCACGGACGUAGCGCGGCUGCGCGGCGAGCGCGACGCGCUGCUGGCGCAGGCGGCGCAGCUGGAGGCGCAAGCGACGGCGAACUCUCACCCGCGCACGCCGCUGGGCCGCCUGGACGGCCUGCUGGACACGCCGCCGCGCCCGCCCACCGUUGCCAGUCCCGACAGAAGGAAGUUCGCGGCGAUUCUCCAAGAGAGCAAUCCCGUCGAACUGCAAAGACAGCUACUCGUUUCCAUCGUACAAAAUCAGGUGUACAGUGAACAGUUGAAGCACACAACAGAACAACGUACUCUGCUCUUGGAUAAACUAAAACGUGUGAGGGAGGACAACGAAGAUUUGAAGUUUAGGCUGGAGGAGAAGACGAUAGAGCUGGAGGGGGCGCGCGCGCGGCUGCGGCAGGUGGAGGGGCGGCGCGACAGCCCCGAGCGGCACAGCAUGCGCGACCUCGAGCCGCUGCACCUGCCCGACGACGAGGCGCGCCUCGGCGACACGCCGCGCCGCCGCCCCAGCCGCAUCCCGCGCCACACGGCGCACAAGGGCGCCGCGCCGCGCCCGCCGGGCCCCGCGUCGGGCGCGGCCGGGGCGCCGCGCCCGCCCUCCGCCGGGUCGGUGCGCUCGGUGCGCUCGGCGCGCUCCGCGGCGUCGGUGCGCGUGCGCCCCGACAAGCCGGCGCCGCCCCGACACGCGCCAGACAAGAACCAAGAGGCACACAUCGAAAUCGGUUCGGAGGCGGACCGCUACCGCGACUCGCUCAGCAUAGACUCGAGGAAGCUGGAGGCCGGCGCGCAGCUCGUCGUCGAGUAUCUCGCGCGGACGGACAGACUCGCGCCGCUGUUCCCCAAGCUGCACACCGUGCGCACGCGGCCCCUGCCCGACAACCUGCUGCAGGACUGCCGGCUCGCCUACGAGACGCCGCAGAACCUCGCUCUGGAACUCUCCAAAUCGAUUCUGUACGAGAACGCGGACUCGAUAGACCUGAGAACGCUCAAGUCGCUCAACUCGCACGGCGACGCGUCGCUGUGGGACGGCAAGCCGCAGCAGUACUUCGAGAGCAUGAACGAGGGGAAUUUCGGCGCUAAGGAAUUCGACGACGACUCGCUCGCCUCCUAGAGCUUCUGUUCGAUUUUUAAAUUUCAAAUCGAUAGAACGCUGCGGCGGUGACAAAAAUGUAAAUAGAACUCGCCUUUUGUUCUCAUUUGCAAAUGCAGCGCGGUUUCGUUAGCGCGCGCGCGCUUGGCGCGGUCGUACAACGUUGGGAAUGUAGCGUUUCGAAUUUCACACCAAUUUACAUUUAGAUUAGUUUAUUAAAUUAUACGAUGAGCUCCUGGUAUGAAAUGCAUUCGUGAAAUGUUAUUUCUGUAUAUAAUAAUAUCUGUGAUAAUUUCACAUUUAUAUUGUUUCUUUAUGAAUAAUGUAUGAGGAAUUGUAAUUCAUUUUUAAAUCUUAAUUUUUUAAAUUAUAUAAUAUUAUGCUUAAAUAAUGAAUUUUGAUGAAUCAUUAAAAUGUUUCGAGACCCUACUGCUGUCCUGUUUUGUAAGUACUAAAAAAUUUAAUAUAUGUUUUCAAGUUAUAUGCUCAUAAUGUAAAAUUUACUCUUUAUUAUUAUUAUGAUAAAAUAUUUCGGCGGCGAGUUUGUAGAAAAUGGUAGCUAUUACAUAGCAGUCAUUCCUUAGCCUUUGGCGCGACUGUGUUUAAUGUAAAAAUAAAUUGAAUGAAUGUUAAACGACUUCAGUAAGGCUGUGAAAUAGUGUGGUUGCGAUUAUCGCUAAAAAGAUCGAAUAAAUAUUGUAUGUAAUUAAUAGGAAUAAAAUUUGAAUUCGUUGCUGUGGCAUAAAGCGAUUUCCUAGUUAUUUUAAAAUAUCUUUUAGGCUUAACGGUUUGAAACGUAAUGUCGCAGUAAAACGAGAUAAAAAUGGUUCGUAUGGGGGGAUUCGGUCUUAGUUUAUUUAUAUUGUAGCUAUUGUUGUUACUGUGAAACGUCCAGUGUCCAACGUCCUAUGCGAUUCGCACGACUGCCCGGUAGGUUAUGUGCUAUAGUUGGCUAUAUACAAUUAUAUAUACACGCUCGGUUACAAAUAGUAGGAGACUGAUUUUGAUAAAGGCAUAGUGAUAUAUGUUUAUCAAUUUAGUGUAAACCUUAUUUAGAUUUACCAUAUUAUUUUCUUAUUUUAAUUAUUUCCUAUUGUAUACAUUUAUUGCCUGUUUGGUUUUAGUAAGAUUAACUCCUAGUUGUUAUUAAUAAUAUUCCAAUUUCUAUCUGCGACUGUAUUUUAUGUAAAAUAAGAUUUAAAUAUAGCUAAUUAAACUAUUAAGUAAGCAUAUUGUACAGCCACACUCAUGCUAUAGUAAUUCUGUAAAUUAUUUAGCACUAUCUAAUAUUAAGAUAGUCAUUAAAUGUCUAGUUGACUUGAAUCUAGUUGGACUUGUGUAAAGUUGUACAGAAAUCAUAUCAUUAUAUACAAAUUACUUAAAUAAAUUGUUCAUAUCAAA
Zerene cesonia (dogface butterfly) is the source of this 3599-nucleotide messenger RNA. RefSeq lists its product as uncharacterized. The coding region runs from base 582 to 2219 and encodes 545 amino acids. The record is from RefSeq and is a predicted model, not a curated record. The transcript has 6 exons. NCBI's taxonomy places the organism in Eukaryota, Metazoa, Arthropoda, Insecta, Lepidoptera, Pieridae.